AUGGUUUUCAAUCAAGAGCCAAUUCACUGUAUUGGAGCUGUUGAUGGAAAACAUAUAAGAGUAAAAACGCCUUCAAAUAGUGGAUCAAUGUAUUUCAACUAUAAAGACUAUUUUUCAAUUAUAUUAUUAGCCAUUGUAGAUUCGGAAUACCGGUUUAUAUAUGCGAGUGUCAGGUCAUAUGGAAAAGACUGUGAUUCUUCAAUUUUUAAGGGAACGACUUUUUGGAAAAAGUUGACAGAAAAUGCAUUGAACUUACCUAUACCAAGACAUUUAAGUGAACAUUCAAACACAAAUGUUCCUUUCUUGAUUAUUGGAGGCGAAGGUUUUGCAUUAAAUGACAAUUUAUUAAGGCCUUAUGGAGGGACACAUUUAGAUAAGGUUAAACGUGUAUUUAAUUAUCGAUUAACUAGAGCUAGGAGAUAUGUAGAAUGCGCUUUUGGUAUCCUGUCAAACAAAUGGCGAAUAUUUCAUAGGCCUUUGGACGUAAACGUAGAAACAGCUAUCUGGGUAGUAAAAGCAUGCACAGUGUUACAUAAUUUUGUCGGACAAAAAGAUGGAUUUGAUUUUCAAAGUACCCAAUUAGAACCAGAAAUCAACUGUUUUCCUAAUAUAUUAAACGCACAAUCAAUCAGAGGAGACAGUUCUGCAAAUUCAAUCAGAGCAACAUUUGCUGACUAUUUUGUGUCUGAAGUUGGAUCAGUUCCUUGGCAAGACGAAUCCAUACGUUAUUAA
This is a messenger RNA of Metopolophium dirhodum (rose-grain aphid), 732 nucleotides long. RefSeq lists its product as uncharacterized. NCBI's taxonomy places the organism in Eukaryota, Metazoa, Arthropoda, Insecta, Hemiptera, Aphididae. The coding region runs from base 1 to 732 and encodes 243 amino acids. The record is from RefSeq and is a predicted model, not a curated record. The transcript has a single exon.